This is a messenger RNA of Volvox carteri f. nagariensis, 627 nucleotides long. RefSeq lists its product as uncharacterized. The coding region runs from base 1 to 627 and encodes 208 amino acids. Gene Ontology annotation, cellular component: nucleus. The transcript has 7 exons. Gene Ontology annotation, molecular function: ATP binding; cyclin-dependent protein serine/threonine kinase activity. Gene Ontology annotation, biological process: protein phosphorylation. NCBI's taxonomy places the organism in Eukaryota, Viridiplantae, Chlorophyta, Chlorophyceae, Chlamydomonadales, Volvocaceae. The record is from RefSeq and is a predicted model, not a curated record.
AUGCAGAACUACGAGUACGUGUCAACAAUCGGAGAAGGCGCCUAUGGAGAAGUGUGGAAAUGCCGGGACAAGAGCACCGGAGAUCUGGUGGCUGUUAAGGGGUUCAAGCAGGCGCACCAAGAUAAAGUCAUCCUCAAUUUGGCGGUGCGUGAAGCAAAACUUCUGAGCCUAAUCAAGCACCCCAACCUGGUCAAGUUACAUGCUGCCUUCAGGUCGCGAAGCGGCAAAGUCUACCUGGUUUUUGAGUACGUCAACUCAAGCGUCCAUGACCACUUGGAGCGGUACCCUUGCGGCCUGCCUUCGAUCCCAACCAAGAUCCUAUCUUGGCAAUUGCUAUCCGGUGCAGCAUACCUACAUGACAACAAGAUCUUACACCGAGAUAUUAAGCCAGCCAACAUCCUCAUCAGCAGCCAAGGAGUCGUAAAACUGUGCGACUUGGGUUUUGCGCGAGGCACCACGUGUGGGUUGCGAGAGAUCCUGCCGCUCACGGCGUACAUCACCACCAGAUGGUACCGCGCCCCGGAAGUCCUUAUUGGAGGCCAUUAUGGACCAAGCGCUGACUGGGCUCCAGACUCCCGAAGAGUAGAGCCAUCGGGCCAGCUGGCCGUGCACUGCAGUAGAGACUAA